Messenger RNA from Sinocyclocheilus rhinocerous, 514 nucleotides. RefSeq names its product SH3 and PX domain-containing protein 2B-like. Lineage: Eukaryota; Metazoa; Chordata; Actinopteri; Cypriniformes; Cyprinidae. Gene Ontology annotation, cellular component: cytoplasm. The record is from RefSeq and is a predicted model, not a curated record. Gene Ontology annotation, biological process: superoxide anion generation. The transcript has 2 exons. Bases 86 to 493 code for a protein of 135 amino acids. Gene Ontology annotation, molecular function: protein binding; superoxide-generating NADPH oxidase activator activity.
CAUUAUUGUAUUUGUAUAUGUUUUUGUGCAAAAUAAAGAAAACGGAACUGGUAAAUGGGCUGUAGUGGUUAGAUGUUAUUCAUGAAUGGCGCUGUUAACUAAAAGUUCAAAUAUCCCUUUCAUAUCCUCAGAGGAAAAGUACACUGCAGUCUAUCCAUACGCUGCACGUGAUCAAGAUGAGAUUGAUUUGGAAAGAGGCAUGACUGUUGAGGUCAUUCAGAAAAACUUGGAAGGCUGGUGGAAGAUCAGAUACCAAGGAAUAGAAGGCUGGGCCCCGGCAUCCUAUCUGAAGAAGAUGGCUGCUGGCGCUCCAGUUCAUGCCAGCACUAAUGACCUAGAAGUGGCUUGCAAACAGCAGAAUGCCAACAAAGAAAACAAGGAGAAUCAGCGCGACCGAUUUUCGCCAUUUUCAGAAAGCAAGCGCAGUAAGCAACAGUUGGUUUCAUUAGAAUCUAAAAAAUUACAAGUAUUUAAGGUUACUGACGGGGCAUAAAACUAACUUUUUGCGACUUGA